This is a messenger RNA of Prorocentrum cordatum, 4002 nucleotides long. The record is from the annotation of a GenBank genome assembly. Lineage: Eukaryota; Dinophyceae; Prorocentrales; Prorocentraceae.
AUGUGGUCAGGGCGCGGCGGCAAGAGCUCCAAGAGUGCCAGGGCAUCGCGCAGGGCCGCCGCGGCCUCCAGCCUGCGGGGGCUUCGCGCCAGCCACGCCUGGCAGAAGGAGCAACGCGGCAAUAUUUUCGACAACAAGAAGCCGUACGACUCCCAACGGUGGCGCCACAAGCAGCAGCACAGCGACGACGACGACCGAGAGAUGGUGCGGGCGGGGGUCGGCGAGGGCGCGCCGCUCGUGACCAGAGCGCACUUUCGCCACGGGCGCCGCGAGAGCAGCGCUGCACUGACCCAGACUCCCGGAUUGACUUCGAGAUCUCACGCGCUGUACGGCUACCGCGGACGGCGCGUGGGUGAGGCGAGCCACCCAGGGCCACCGCACAACGUCGCUGCCCCAGCCACGACGCCGCGCGGACGCUCGCAAGCGGACUUGCCCGAGCCAGCGGGCGAGGUUUCGGGCGAAUCCGCGCCCCGGUCGGCGGAAGCCGAGACUCCCCCUCGAGAGCUCUUCGGUUCGCCGGGCCGGUCUCUGUCGCCGCUGCCUCCCGGACAGAGCCACUUUAGCGCCGUGUUCGGACAGGCGCCUGCGGCCGGAUGGGACUUCUCUGGGCUGUUCGCGCCGCCGCGGGAGACAGCCGAACGCGCGGCGGCCGAGGAGCAGCAACAGCCGCAGCAACCACAGCAGGGGCCGGACCCCCAGGAGCUGGAGCAGCCAGAGGCCAGCGAGGUUUGCUACAUGCGCCAGGAGCCGCUCGACGACUCGAGGGUGCAAUGGCCCGACUGCGGCCACGUCCCGCACUGCUUCCACGCAGCCUGCCUGGCCCGGUUUCGCCCUCUCCGCCGCGGACUCGCACACCUGCGGAACUCAGGCGGCGAUUCCAGCCGGGUAGAGGGCGCAGCGUGCCCGCUCUGCAACCACAGGCGACCCGCCGAGGAGCGGGCCAGCCAGUACCGAGGAGGGCCCCUCGUGCUGCCGGAGGGGCCAGCACCGCACGCGAUCGCCAUGCGCCCGCGCCACCCGGAGCGACCCUUGCGAUGGCGGCACUCGCGUGGGCCAGAUGGGCUGACUGGCAGCUGGGACUGCGCCGCCUGCGAUGUCGCCCCGCUCGGUAGCGAGGUCCCGCCGCCGCUGGGCGAGAGGCCGCCGCAGUGCCCUUGCGGCCAGCCAGGGCAGGUCGAGUGGGUCGCCCGGGCCAGCGGGGACGCCGGAGGGCCUUGGAGGUGGCAGGGAGACUGGCUCUGCGAAAGCUGCGCCGCCACAGCGCUGCCCGAGCCAGAGGCCGCGCAGCCGGAACGGCCGCCAGAGACAGGAGCAGGAGGCGGGAGCCCGGACCCACCGGCGGCGGACGGCCCACGAACCCAGUUCAGCGGCUGGUCGCCUCCACGACACGCUGCAGAGACCAGCCGCUACCUUAACUCCUGGAUGUACGUGCCGCUCCUCCUGGGCGCCGCGGGCCAGCUUGACGGGCAGGAAGCCGCCGCGUGGCGACAGCACCCUGCCGCAGCACACUGGUGGGAGAACGCCGCGGCGUUCCUCCGAGAGAGGCCGCGCGCCGACGUGUCCGCCUUCCGCGCGGCGGGCCCCCUGCUGCCGCAGGCUCUCGGAGACGGGCUGCACGGGGACCAACUGGGGCUGCCAGCGGUGGUAGGGCUCCUUGCCGACGACAGAGGAUACGUGCAGCCGAUCGCCCAGGACAUCGUGAUGCAGAUCUUCGGGGGGGUGGACUUCAUCCGCGCUGUGGAGGUGCAGGCCGAACUGCGCCGGCGGGUGCCGUGCAUCCGGGCGCCGCCGGCUUUCCUCCGCGGCCGCCUUCGCCAACUCUACCACACGGUCCUCGAGGAGGUCCUGCGCGCAGACGCCCUUCCUGGCGACGCCAACGGGCUGCAGAAUGUGAGGGCUUGGGAGCUCCUGGUUCUCAUCUGGCGCAUGCUGCUGCGACGGACCGCGAGCGCUGGGGCGCCAGGGCGGCGAGAGCUCGAAGCGCGACUGGAGCAGUUCGAGGACGGCUCCUGGGAAGCGCUGCUGGCCCCAAGCCUGCCAGGGCAGCGGCCUCCGGGAGGAGCGCGCGGCGCGGGCGACGCCGAGGCGAGGCGCCUCCUGGAAGACGCGGUGGCGCUGGUCAGAGCAGGAGGCCUCAGCAAGGCUCGGCAGCUGCUCGCCUCGCGCGGGCUGGCGCCGGGCACGGCGGAGACUUUGGCAGAACUGCGGGACCCCGCCCGGCGACCGCCGAGGCCCGCUGCCGACUUGCCGCCUGCCGCCCGAGCCUUCCAGCCGGCUCGGCCCGUCGAGCUCGACCGCCGCAUCUGGACCGACUGCGUCCGCUCCGCCCCGAAAGGGUCUUCCAGCUCGCUGAGCGGAGCCAGCUUUGAAUUGCUCAAGCUGGCCGUGGACGAAGACGCGAGACGCUCGAGCUGCAAGCUGCCGUGGCGGAGCGCUACGCGCGGGCCGAGGUCCCAGCGAGCGUUGCCCGCGCCCUGGGCGCAGGCUUUCCGCGUGGUUACCGCCGCCAUGCGCGAGUGGGCAGGGAUCGAGGCGAACCUCGGCAAGUGCCGCAUGUGGAACCGGGGAGCACCGCGGCUCAUGGUACUUGGCACGCCCCUGGGCACCGCGGCGUUCGCGGCCCGGCUGACGCAGCAGAGGACGGACGAGGAGCGCAGCUUCCUACAAGAACUCCCCAACCUGCCAGACCUUCAGUGCGCUUGGGCGCUCCUGCUGUACUGCGCGGAGGCGCUACACGACCUCCUCGACUUCGACCCCGCGCCAGCUGAAGCAGAGAGGCUCUCCCGAGUGAGCUCGCUGCCGCUCGGCCUCGGAGGCCUUGGACUCAGGUCAGCCGCGCGCACGGCCGAGUGCGCGUAUUGGCCGUCUUGGGCGGACGCGCUCCCCAUGUUGCGACAAAGAAACCCUACAGCAGCAACGGAGCUCACCGCCGCCCUCCGCGCCGGGACAGGCGCCGCAGCCUCGUGCCUCCAGGAAGCUGAGCGCGCGAGGGCUCCCGCCGCCCGCGACGGCUUUGCGACGUGCCCAACUUGGCAGGAGGUCUGGGACGGCGCGCGCCCUGAACAGACAGAGCCAGAGCCGGGCGAGUGGAAGCACGGAUGGCAGUACCACGCCUCGGCAGCCCGAGAGCGGCGCUACAGGGAGGAGGUCGUUCUCCCGAGCCUCACGGACGACCAGCAGUGGAUGCUCGACUCGCAGGGAGGCCGCUGCGGCGGACGGCACCUGGCCCUGAUCCCCUCGACGCCAGAAAGCACGUUCACGCCAGAGCGCCUCCGGGCACUGCUCCAGAGACGGCUCCGCUUACCGCUGGACGCCACGGCAAGCAGGUGCAACGGGCGCUCCUGCCAGGCCCACUUGGGCGAGAGAGGCGACCACAGAGCAGCUUGCCCCCGCAGCGGACGCCUGCUGAAGCGCGGCGAUCCCAUCGAGCGGAUGUGGGCCUGGUUGUGCCGGGAGGCAGGAGGCCGUGUCCGCACCGACGUGCUCCUGCGCGACAUGAACCUCCCGGGCAUUGCCGCCAACGACGGGCGCCGCAUCGAGGUGGUGGCCAACGGCCUCCCUGCCUACCACGGCAGGCAGCUCGCCAUCGACGCCUGCAUCGUGUCCCCGCUGAGGGCCACGGGCAGGCCGAUUGCGCGGAGGCUCCGCCCAGGACUCGCGCUGAAACGGGCGAGGCGCCGCAAGCAAACGACUUACCCUGAGCUGGUGGGCUCGCGGCGGGGCGACCUGCUCGUAGCCCGAGCAGAGACGGGCGGCCGCUGGGACGAGGAGGCGUACGAGCUCUUCGUUACCCUGGCCCGCGCCCGGGCGAGGCGGCCCGAGGGCAUCGUCGUCAUAGCGAACGGUGGCAAGCAAAAUCAUCGUCAUCGGGGCCAGUCGUGGCAAGUCGUGGCAAACAAGGUCGUCAUCAUCGUCGUCGACACCCUCUCCCCGCACGCUAUGCCGCGCGGCGCCGUGGCGGACAGCGGGCAUGGCGCCACAUGGGAGCAGCUGAGCAAGUAG